Molecule: messenger RNA, 3381 nt
Organism: Prinia subflava (tawny-flanked prinia)
Lineage: Eukaryota; Metazoa; Chordata; Aves; Passeriformes; Cisticolidae
Product: protein-arginine deiminase type-1-like
Exons: 16
Coding region: 997-3237 (746 amino acids)
Cellular component (GO): cytoplasm; nucleus
Molecular function (GO): calcium ion binding; protein-arginine deiminase activity
Source: RefSeq, a predicted model, not a curated record
ACUCUGGGGCUGUUCCCAGGGAUGAGCCGUGUGGCACAGGGACACUCUGGGGCUGUUCCCAGGGAUGAGCCGUGUGGCACAGGGACACUCUGGAGCUGUGCCAGGGAUGAGCCGUGUGGCACAGGGACACUCUGGAGCUGUGUCCAGGAAUGAGCCGUGUGGCACAGGGACACUCCGGAGCUAUUCCCAGGGAUGAGCCGUGUGGCACAGGGACACUCUGGGGCUGUUCCCAGGGAUGAGCUGUGUGGCACAGGGACACUCCGGAGCUGUUCCCAGGGAUGAGCCGUGUGGCACAGGGACACUCUGGAGCUGUUCCCAGGGAUGAGCCGUGUGGCACAGGGACACUCUGGAGCUGUGCCAGGGAUGAGCCGAGUGGCACAGGGACACUCCGGAGCUGUUCCCAGGGAUGAGCCGUGUGGCACAGGGACACUCUGGAGCUGCUCCCUCCAUCCCCAGCAGGCAGAGUCUCCCUCCCACUCCCGCCGGGUUUCCCAGCUCGCAGGCAGGCAAAUCCUCUGGGAUGGGAUGGCCCAGAGAGGGAGGGAUGCCCGCGGUCCCCGCACCUUCCCGCAAAGGGGAUCUUUCCCGUGGGAUCCCAGCCUGAAACCCCUCCAUUCCCUGAAGCCCGAGGUCCGAGCGAGAUGCCGAGGGGGUUGAAUUUCCCUGGAAUCCUCUGCUUGUCGGCCGUCGGUGUUUCCCGGCCCCUGCCGGCCCCGUAACCAGUUCUCCCUGCCGCGUCCCUCCCGUCCCCGGCACGGCUGGGCUGGGAAGGACCGGCCUGAGCAAACAUUUCCUUUUGUUGGGCUGCGCUCGGGCAUGGCCCUGCCGCUGCAGCCGGGGCCGUGACUCACCCGCGCGGAGGGAGCCCGGCUGGAAAAUUUGGGGUGUUUUAAAGAAAAUGCCCGGUUUUAAUGACAGCGUUGUAAUAACCCCAAACAACCGCCCUGCGCUGCCGGGGAAGUGGGAAUGUUUAAUGCAUGAACCGCGGGGUUUGGGAUGGAGCUGGGAAGGAGCAAAAAGAGGAGAAUAAACCCCAAGCCCCCGCCGAGGAGCAUCCAGCAGGGCUGGCUGUCACCUCGUGCCUGCCCCGGGGCUGCCCUAUCAGCUCCAUCUCGGGGUGGAGGUGGAACCAGGGUCCCCCGGCCGAACCCCGUCAUCCCGGGAAGGAGGAGCCGCCUUCCCGAGCCUUUUAAUCCAGUCCUGCUGGUUUCCCUGCACAGCCCGGAGCUCCCUGCCCAUGCCCGGCUCGCCAUGGCCCCGCGUCACGUCGUGCCGAUGUCCACCAGCCACGCCGCCCGCGGCGUCUGCGUGCUGGGCACCGAGGUCCUGCUGGACACGCGCCGGUCCACCCCCAGGGGUGCCGCGUCCUUUGAGGUGCACGCCACGCCGGCGGUGACGGUGCACGUCAUCCACAGCCCCGCCACAAAGCCCACCCUGGAGUCCCGGUGGCCCCUGGAUCCCGACAUCGAGGUGGUGGUGACCAUCGACGUCACCAGCAGGACCGUCGACGACAACCAGGUGAAGAUCUCCUACUUCGACCGCGAGGGCCGCGAGCUGGCGGUGGCCUGGCUGUACCUCACCUGUGUCGAGGUGUCCCUGGACGUGGACUGGAGCCGCAGUGGCCGCGUGAGGAGCAAGGGCAAGGACAAGGCCAAGUGGACGUGGGGCCCGGAGGGACAAGGGGCCGUGCUGUUGGUCAACUGUGACCGGGACAGCCCCGGCGCGGGCGGCACGGACGGCGCCCAGGCGGACGUACGGACCCCGGCAGACCUCCAGGACAUGUCCGUGAUGCUGCUGCGGACCCAGGGCCCCAGUGCCAUCUUCUCCGAGUACCCGGUGGUGCUGCACGUCCCCGAGAGCGACGCGGACAAAGUGCGGGUGUUCCACGCUGUCCGUGGUGACGCCCGCCUGCCCCUCAAGCCGGUGCUGGGCCCGGACAAGCUCUCCUACACGCUGGACCGCGCCGGCCACGGCGACAGCACCUUCUACGUGGAGGGGCUGGCGUUCCCCGACAGGGGCUUCAGCGGCCUCGUGUCCUUCAGCGCCAGCCUGCUGGAGCUGCCCCACAAGGACUCGCCGGGCACGCCGAUCUUCACGGACACCGUGGUGUUCCGCGUGGCGCCCUGGAUCAUGACGCCCAACACGCAGCAGCCCCUGGAGGUGUUUGUCUGCAGCAUCAAGCAGGGCUCGGAUUCCAACGAGGCCUUCCUGGAGGGGCUGCGGGCCCUGGCGAGGAAAGCCAACUGCAAACUGACCGUGUGCUCGGAGCAGGACACGCGCAGCGACCGCUGGAUCCAGGAUGAGCUGGAGUUCGGCUACGUGGAAGCUCCACACAAAACCUUCCCCGUGGUCUUUGACUCCCCCAGGAACAGAGGCCUGAAGGAUUUCGCUUUCAAGAAGAUCCUGGGCCCGGAUUUUGGCUACGUGACCCGGGAGCCCCCCGGGAAGAGCGUGACCAGCCUGGAUUCCUUUGGGAACCUGGACGUGAGCCCGCCGGUGACGGUGCGGGGCAAGGAGUACCCGCUGGGGCGGAUCCUCAUCGGCAGCCCCCUGCCCUGGGCGUCGGGCCGCAGGAUGUGCCGGGCCGUGCGCGAUUUCCUGCAGGCGCAGGCGGUGCAGGCGCCGCUGGAGGUGUACUCGGAGUGGCUCACCGUGGGCCACGUCGACGAGUUCCUCACCUUCGUGCCCGCCCUCGACAGGAAGGGAUUCCGGCUGCUCCUGGCCAGUCCCAACGCCUGCUACAAACUCUUCAAGGAGAAGCAGCAGGAGGGCCACGGGGAGGCCACGCAGUUCAUUGGGCUGAAGGGCCAGGAGGAGAGGAGCAUCGAUGAGAUCCUGUCGGACGAGUCCCUGCGGAGCGACAACCGCCACGUGCAGCGCUGCAUCGACUGGAACCGCGACCUGCUGAAGCAGGAGCUGGGGCUGAGCGAGCAGGACAUCGUGGACAUCCCGCAGCUCUUCAUCCUGACGGGCGCCCGCGCCGACGCGCUCUUCCCGGACAUGGUGAACAUGCUGGUGCUGGGCCGCCACCUGGGCAUCCCCAAACCCUUCGGGCCCGUGGUGGGCGGGCGCUGCUGCCUGGAGCAGCGCGUGCGGGAGCUGCUGGAGCCGCUGGGCCUCUCCUGCACCUUCAUCGACGACUUCUUCUCCUACCACGUCCUGGCGGGGGACGUCCACUGCGGCACCAACGUGCGCCGCAAGCCCUUCGCCUUCAAGUGGUGGCACGUGGUGCCCUGAGCACCCCGGUCCUGCAGGGGAAGGUGCAUUUCCUGCUGCCGGGGGGAAGGUGCAUUUCCUGCUGCCGGGGGGAAGGUGCAUUUCCCGGGCUGGAAAAUGCACGGCUCUGGCCAAUAAAGCUUCACGGACACGGAGGGGGCAGCG